Messenger RNA from Coturnix japonica (Japanese quail), 337 nucleotides. NCBI's taxonomy places the organism in Eukaryota, Metazoa, Chordata, Aves, Galliformes, Phasianidae. The record is from RefSeq and is a predicted model, not a curated record.
CUAUAUGAUCCUAUAUAACCCCAUAUAGGAUGUGUUCCUGAUGAUCCGCCGCCAUAAGACGACCAUAUUUACCGAUGCCAAGGAGUCCAGCACCGUGUUGGAGCUCAAAAGGAUCGUGGAAGGGAUCCUAAAACGGCCCCCGGAGGAACAGAGGCUCUAUAAGGACGAGCAGCUGUUGGACGACUCGAAGACGUUGGGGGACUGUGGGUUCACCAGCCAAACAGCCAGACCUCAGGCACCCGCCACCGUGGGGCUGGCGCUGCGCAACGCGGACGAGUGUUUUGAAGCUCUUCGGCAUCGACUGGCUCUUUUUGCCAGCCCCCCGAACUCCAUGUGA